AUGGCGUUGAUGGGUGAUUCUUCCUCCACCAUCCACGCGUCGCCAUUCAGCUUUCCAAGGUGUCAAAGAAUGCAGACUUACAAACACCAGCGGCUGGAUGACGCCCGGUCCCAGAUCCGGCUCCUCAAGCUGCAUCCUGGUACCGGGAAACUCAGCGGUGAGCUCUUCGCAGUCUGGUUGGAUGGCUCCGCUUAUCCUCAGUAUGAACCCAUCUCGUACUGUUGGGGCUCCCAGAAAGACCAACAAGUCAUUUUGCUCGAUGGUUUGACAUUUGCCAUCGGGCGUAACCUCUAUACGGCGUUGAAGCGACUACGCUAUGCGGACUCCGCUCGGGUUCUUUGGUGCGACGUGCUCUGCAUUGAUCAAAGCAACACUGCAGAGAAGAGCGUGCAAAUACCAUUGAUGCGUCAAAUUUAUCAGAAAGGGAGCCGUACGCUUGUAUGGCUGGGAGAACACGAUCGACGAACAGCGCGGAUUUUCCGGAUGUUUGAAACCUUGGAAAGACGCUACAUGGAGGAUGCUGAGGCACAAAUGCCAUCAUAUCAGUGGAGAAGAAUAAAUCACGACCGCCUCGAUAUCCCGCGAUGGGCUCGGCCCUUGGUUCCCAUUGUCGGGUUUGUUACCGAUAUCCAAGGCGAAAAAGACAUAGCCAAUCUUCAGAAAAUGGAUUGGAUGCAUCGAGUCUGGGUCAUACAAGAAGCAGCAGUCUCAGAGCAGAUUACUGUCAUCUGUGGGAAAUACUCCACCAACUGGGAGACAGUCGUCCGAGCCCAUACAGUCUCAGACGCGGGCUGGGAUCAGAAUUUCUCAAAUAUCAUUUUCCAUGCACAGGCGUUCCGAGACGCUGACUACCAGUCAUUUGCCAGUCUCGUAUCAGAUGCCAUGGGUGCCCGGGCGACGGACGAGAGAGAUUACAUUUAUGGGAUAUUGGGACUUUUAGACCCAGACUCUGUUUUGUCAAAGGAGAUCGAGCCGGACUAUUCUGUAAAUCCCCUGGAAGUAUUUCACAAAGUGACAAAGAUCACACUAGAAAACACAGAGGACGCAAACAUUAUUCUCUUAGGCAGCAAGAAUUUGUCAACAAAACUCCCCAGCUGGUCGUGGCAUCCUUACUCCGAGGACGAUCACCGUUAUGUAGGCUGGGAGCUUCGGGAAAAGGAAGACCUACGAGCGACGAUGGCCUCAUCGUCCAAAAUUGCGUUUCUUGAGAAUGAUAGGGUAUUGCAGCUGGCAGGAUACUCGUUUGGGACCGUUACCACAGCGGGUCCUGCGAUCCCACCAGAGGAUGAUCCAUUUGGAGUCAAGAUGCUCCGCUUCAUAUACAGAUCGGUUCUGACCUAUUUCCACUCAAGGUCAAUCACUGGGGCUGAUAUUGAACGUCCAUAUAUGAAUACCAGUAUGACAACUACAGAAGCUUUCUACUGGUCUAUGCUGAUGCCGGAGACCGACGGGGACGAUGAGGCUGACCUAAACCACAACCUAAAAAUGGUCAAAGAUCUGGAUGAACUCCUCCGGAGAAAAUUUUCUUUCUUAGCCAAGAAGCCCGAGCUCUGGUCAGGACUUUCAGCCCUUUAUGUCUGGCCGCGGGUUUUAGAAAUCACCCUACGGUCCGCGUUUGGGAGCAGUCAAACGGAAUGCUUGGAAAUAAUCAGAAGACAUACUCACGUCUACGGAUAUCGAGCAAUAUCUACCUCAGAAGGAUACAUGGGAUUUUCCACCGGCUCAAUUCAUCUUCAGGAUAAGAUAUUCUUGCUCCAAGGGGUACGCACACCAGUCGUGCUCAGGCGUGCCAGUGCAAAUGCAAAUUGGAGGAUUAUUGGGGAAAUAUACAUCCCUGGAGCCAUGCUUGGCGAAUUGUGGGAUGAGAGCAAAUGCCAUGAUGUUUUGAUAGAGUGA
Molecule: messenger RNA, 1896 nt
Organism: Clonostachys rhizophaga
Lineage: Eukaryota; Fungi; Ascomycota; Sordariomycetes; Hypocreales; Bionectriaceae
Source: the annotation of a GenBank genome assembly